Molecule: messenger RNA, 2793 nt
Organism: Oncorhynchus gorbuscha (pink salmon)
Lineage: Eukaryota; Metazoa; Chordata; Actinopteri; Salmoniformes; Salmonidae
Gene: mcoln2
Product: mucolipin TRP cation channel 2
Exons: 14
Coding region: 203-1852 (549 amino acids)
Cellular component (GO): membrane
Molecular function (GO): NAADP-sensitive calcium-release channel activity
Source: RefSeq, a predicted model, not a curated record
CAGGGAGUGCUACAUAUAGUACAUUUAUUUGUGCAUUUAUGGAAGGAGUCUGGUGGAAAAUAGCCUUUUUUCUAAACUGACUGAAAUUGCCUAUUCAAACUGUUACUUCUCUUUCAAUUUGAACUCCUGUGUCCGUCCCAUUUGAAAAGGGGAAAACACGGCUAUUGGGAAACACUUAAAGGAACUUGUCAAAAGAGAUUAUAUGUUUUAUCUUGUAUUCCUUUCCACAAUGAGCCAAGGCAUAAUCAAGGAGGAAAUUCUUCGCGAUGAUCUAAAAUACUACUUCAUGAGCCCUUGUGAGAAAUACAGGGCCAGACGCCAGUUACCAUGGAAACUGGGGGUGCAGAUCCUGAAAAUCGUCAUGAUCACAUCACAGCUUAUCUUGUUUGGACUGAACAACCAGCUUGUGGUUUCCUACAAGGAGGAGAAUGCUAUGACCUUCAAGAACCUGUUCCUCAAGGACUAUAGUGGAGUUGAUGAGGACGAUUACAGUGUAGCUCUUUACUCCCAACAAGCCGUCUAUGACAGUCUGUUCUAUGUGCUGGAUCAGUACCGCCAGUUGGGGCGCCUCUCUGUGGGGCCUAUCAGUUACGCUGAGGAGGAUGGGAAACUGUUACCUCUGGUCAUCUGUAAGGAGUACUACAAGAGAGGCAAUGUGGAACCCUCGGACGAUGCCUACGACAUUGAUGCUCAGUUAGAAAAAGUUUGUAUGACACAUGAUCCAACAAACGUGAGCCAGUGGAAAGCAGAAAAUGUGUCUUUUUUCAAUCUGGAAUUUUACAGGCUUGUCGAUAUCAAGAUCACUUUUCAACUUAAAGGAAUCAACCUGCAAACAGUGCGCUCACAUGAGUUACCGGACUGUUAUGUAUUUUUUGUUACGAUCACAUUUGAUAACCAGUGUCACAGCGGAAAGAUAAAAAUCUUCCUUGACAUUGAUGCACUGAGCAGUGCGUGCAAAAACUGGACGAUUUCAGGGACUGCUCAGAAGAACACACACUACCUUCUGGUGUUUGAUGGCUUUGUCAUACUGGUUUGCCUGACCUCGGCCGUGCUAUGCACACGCUCCAUCGUUCUGGCAGUCAAAUUACUGCAGAGAUUUUCCAGGUUCUUCCGUGAGAAUUAUAAUCACAAGGUGUGUGAGACUGACAAAAAGGAGUUUUUAAAUGGCUGGUAUGUUUUGGUGAUCGUCAGUGACGCUAUGGCCAUAGUAGGAUCCAUAUUGAAGAUGGAAAUACAAGCAAAGAGUCUUACCAGCUACGAUGUGUGCAGCAUCUUUCUGGGAACUUCUACGCUGAUGGUGUGGGUGGGAGUGAUCAGGUACCUGGGUUACUUCCAAAAGUACAAUGUGCUCAUCCUGACUAUGAAGACUGCCUUCCCCAAGGUGAUCCGCUUCUGUUGCUGUGCUGGCAUGAUCUACCUGGGGUACACAUUUUGUGGCUGGAUUGUACUUGGCCCUUACCAUGAAAAGUUUGAGGGCCUGAGUCGGGUGGCCGAGAGCCUGUUCUCGCUGGUCAAUGGCGACGACAUGUACACCACCUUUGCACAGCUGAAGGACAAAAACAGCCUGGUGUGGCUGUUCAGCCGCGUCUACCUUUACUCCUUCAUCUCCCUCUUCAUCUAUAUGGUGCUCUCGCUCUUCAUCGCCCUCAUCACAGACGCCUACGACACCAUCAAGAACUACCAGAAGAAUGGUUUCCCCAUGACAGACCUGCAGAGGUUCCUGAGAGAGCAGAAUGAUUUCCCCCCUAGUGAGGAGGGCAGCGAGAUGGACACAGAGACUGGAAUGGGACACCCAGCACUGUGCUGUUGCAGACGGGCUCCAAGCAAUGAUGACAUCAUACUCAUCAGCUGACAGCAGCCACACCUGGGAAUGUUGGGAGCAGAGGAUGAUUCUGGAAAUUGGGAACCCGGAACUCUGAAAUACAGGAAAGAACCCUGAUGGAAAUACUGUUCAAUAAUAUUUGGGAUCAUGCAGGUUUUAAUAGGCAGAAUAUGUAUAUUUUCCCUGGAAACAAAUGUGGAAUAUAAGUGCCAAAUAAUUCUUUAUAUUGCCUUUUAAACAUUAAACUAAAAGCCAUGUAUGAUAUCUGCUGGUUCAGAGCCAGUGGCUCUGUAUUAGCAAAGAGAAGGAAGAUAUUGAAAACAAUAAGUGUCCACUCCACCUCUGAGGAAUGUGCCUGGAUAAAUGUAGCCACUCUCAAAUUCAUAGGCGGGGCUAUGGAUGCAAGGACUAACCAUCAUGACAUCAAAAUUAUAGUUAACUAUGUUUUGUUGCUAUACAGUGUUUUACUUUGUUUACAAACAUUGGCGGGAAAAAAAAGUUUAUAUUUUGGGUUCUAAUGGUGUACGACUGUUGAACUAAGCUCAUGAGGCAUUUUCACAGGGACAUUCUUCAGAGGUUUACAGGACCAGAAAGUCACUUCAGGCAAGCACAGGGAGAGCAUGUCUGCUAUGUGAUUCUGAUGCCCUUCGUAUGUAUGCAACAUUAAUGUGAAACACAUGUAAUUUAUUUUUCGGUGUUUCAUAGAUUUGUAUGUUCAAAAUAAAUCUGUGAAUGCACUACUAAAAAUAAUUUUUCUUUAUCAUUUGUCUAUUAUUUUGUCCAUAUCGGUAUUUUGUCCAUUUUGGAAAUACCAUUGUGUCUAAGACCACCAUUAAUUUUCAGUAAAUAGAAAAGGUAAUGCAGUCACUUGCAAAAGGAAGAAGGUAAAUCACAUAAUCCACUCAUGCUAUGUACUUAGUAAUUGAACUUGGUAAUUGAACUUUGGAAUAAAGAGCUCAUGACACCUGUAA